CUCUGGAGGCAUCUGAAGGGUUAUUUGCGGGUACUUUUCAAUCGUAUGCUCUCCAAGGACAAGGAAGCCAGCUGUGUAGGCAGCCAUCGCAUGUGCAUGCGCUGCUCCGUGGAUCCCAAGAACCUGCAGGAGGCAUCUUCCAAGCUCCACAGGAUGAGCAAGGUGGACGUGGUUCCACUCCACCUGCCCCAAGACAGCAAGACUAAGACACCAGACUCUGACAUAGCCCAGGCUGAGACCUGCUCCGGAGGCCACGCCCAUGAGCACACUUCCGCCCAGGCCCAGGCCUUCUCCCUAGUGCACCCCACUGGGAACACUCCUGUCAAAGCCCAGAACUUCUCCUCCACCCACCCCUCUGAGCACGCCCCACUUCAGGCCCAGACUUGCUCCACAUUCCACUCCCCUGAGCACACCACCCCCCAGGCCCAGACCCCCUCCCCAGCCCUCACCCCUGAGCACAGCCCUGCCCAGGUCCAUGGCCCUGAGCAUACCUCAGCCCAGACCCCAGCCCAGGCCCAAGACCAGGACACCUCACAUGCCUCAGCCCAGUCCCUGGGCCAAAUAUCUGUCUGCACCCUGACCCAUGCUCAUCUGACCUAUAUCCAUGCCAACACUCUGGUCCCUCUCCCAACUUCUGCCCCUGCUACUACUCCUGCCCUAGCCCCUACACCAGUCCCUGUCCCGAUCUCUGCCACAACCUCUGUCCCAGGGCUGGGCAUGGCCCUGACGAACACUCAAGUCCCGUCCACCACCCCUACGCCCAUCCUAGGUUCUAUUCCCUCUACCUUGUCUGCCUUUAGCCAAGGCCUCUCCUCCGGCCAUGUGGUCUACCAUGACCGCAGGGUAAAGCAGAACUUAUUCCAUGUGUGUCCGCCUCAGAACUCUGGAUAUUCCAGAAAGAACUUGCUGCUGGAUGCCGCCUCAGUGUGGACGGGCUGGUACCCCCUCCAGGCCCCAAGAGGGGCAUGGUCUGGUGAGCUCUGGUACAGCAGAGCAAACACUGAAGCAAUGUAGUAGGGACAGUGCCAAGCCCUCCACAGGAUCCAUACUUGGUUACCUGGAGUUGGGGAAUAUGGAAGGGAAGAUCUCAA
Messenger RNA from Delphinapterus leucas (beluga whale), 1091 nucleotides. NCBI's taxonomy places the organism in Eukaryota, Metazoa, Chordata, Mammalia, Artiodactyla, Monodontidae. The record is from RefSeq and is a predicted model, not a curated record.